Penicillium maclennaniae is the source of this 2367-nucleotide messenger RNA. Its product is annotated as phosphatidate phosphatase App1 family protein. Lineage: Eukaryota; Fungi; Ascomycota; Eurotiomycetes; Eurotiales; Aspergillaceae. The coding region runs from base 1 to 2367 and encodes 788 amino acids. Gene Ontology annotation, molecular function: phosphatidate phosphatase activity. Gene Ontology annotation, cellular component: actin cortical patch. The transcript has a single exon. The record is from RefSeq and is a predicted model, not a curated record.
AUGGCGCAAUCUGGGCUUUCGUCAACACCCGGGAGCGGGGACGGCAGUGGUGGCCGGCGGCGCAGGGUCUACGGGUACUUCAAAGCGGCGAAUGAGCUACGCCAGGCCUAUCAGGCUCAAUGGACCUCACAGAAAAACGAAUACAACAGUGAGGAUUAUUACAAUACACCAGGCGCCUUUCCAGAUGUGGAGAUCGCGCGCUCAGGCGAUGAGGAAAUGGUGUUAUUCCCCAGUUAUGCGAGGCGCUUAACGUACAAGCCAAAAAAGAGUGCUGGUGCGCCCUCCCGCCGUGAAUCCUGGUCUCGCGAACUCGAUGAAUAUCACGGCGUGGACCAUGAGCGCCACUCAGAAGACGGCUGGGAUAAAUCAGAGGCUGAAGAUGCGGUUGUGGAAGUCGAUGUGCGUGGCUGGAUCUAUGCACCUGGUCGAGAGCCGAUGAGUAAGAAGCAUCGCCUCAUGAUCACGCUGGCUAGGCAGCUGAGUGGUGUACAAGCUCCUUCUGCUGCAAAGAAUGGACAGAGCUCAACAGCAAGUAAAGGCGAAGACGAGUAUGUGAAUAAGCAGAUGGAGACUCUGGUUGACUCGGCGGAGAAAGAUGCGGACCAGGCUUGGAAGAGCUCUCGCGUUGAUCAGUCCCGAGGCACCGGCCAACCGACUCCUUUGAGUAAGGAUGAAAUGACCAUAGCCAACGCACAACUGAUGGAAAGACUUCGUCCGUUCUUGACCAACCCUAUUGCUGGGCUGGGUGUCAUGGCGUUCUUCUUUAAUGAGGAGGAGAGUGUAUCACGAACUUUACGAACAGACGAGUCGGGACAUUUCACGCUACGUGCUGCGCUACCGUUCGUCCCAACUCACGUUCGGGUCUUAGCCUCCGAAGACCUAUGUGCUGCAAAACCGAUCCAGCUCGUUGAGCCGACUGGCAUCAGCCUGAUCAGUGAUAUUGAUGAUACCGUCAAACACUCCGCCAUUACUAGUGGCGCGAAAGAGAUGUUCCGCAACACCUUUGUUCGUGACCUUAACGAUUUGACCAUUCAAGGAGUCAGCGACUGGUAUCAAGAGCUAGCCAAGCGUAAUGUGGACUUCCACUACGUUUCAAACGCUCCAUGGCAACUAUACCCUCUGUUGGAGAAGUAUUUUAAGCUUGUCGGACUGCCUCCGGGCUCCUUCCAUCUCAAAGCUUACUCUGGUAUGCUGCAAGGAAUCUUCGAGCCCACUGCCGAGAGAAAGCGAGGCAACCUUGAGCAGCUUUUGCGUGACUUUCCUGAACGCAAGUUCAUUCUGGUUGGCGAUAGCGGCGAAGCCGACCUGGAGGUUUACACCGAUAUUGUGCUGGCUAACCCCGGUCGAAUCUUGGGAAUAUUCAUUCGAGAUGUGACAACGACAGAUAAGAAGCCUUUCUUCGACCAGUCGGCCGGAAACCCAGAAGGGUCUGUGAGUCGUAGUCGCAGUACUCCGCAAUUGGUGGAUCAUUCAGACUCUCAUCCCAACAGGCCUGCGUUACCGCCCCGGCGAGCUCAAGAUCCAUCGUUUUCCCGGGAUGAUAUGAAGAGCAUUGACAACGGCGACUUGAUUGAUCUUCGCGAUGAAGAGGAACAGACGCCGUUUGCACCAGACGUGCCCGUGUCUACGAAGCCGCGUGUGCCACCCCUGAAGCCAACCAAGCCAUCUUCUUUACGCACAACGGCAGCACCAGGACAGGUUGAGACUUUAUCUGGCAAGGCAAACCCACCACCACCGCCAGUACGACGAAAGGCCGUGCCUCCCUUACCGGCUCGACAACCGGUCCAAACAGUUUCAUCGGUCAAUUUUGAACCAUCUCCAGUAUCCCGCAGUCGCACCGAGCCGUUCACGAACGAGAUUUAUUCAGCCGACACUAUAGAUGCACCAGGCUCUGGGCAAGGACGGCCCAAGCAACCUCCUCCUGUGCCCCCACCGCGACGUACCAACACGUCUUCGUCAAAUGCCAGCUCUCCGUCGAGCACACCGACUACCUCUCGACCCGUACCACAAACACCUGCAAAGACGUCAUAUUUACCGUCAUACCCAGUAUCUGCGGCUCAGGCUGCUCUCCAAUAUGCUACUGAGCGACUUAAUCUCUCUUCAUCACCUUCGCUAGGCCUGCGAAAGCCCGCAUCUAACCAAUCUUUGCCACGGACGGCUAGUGACUCCGCCAUGCCACCGGCACCACUCCCCAACAAGCGUGAGGAGCUCUGGCGCCGUCGGUGGGAGCGCGCAUCAGAGAUUCUGCAGAGGCAGAAUGUUGUCCUAGGCAGCUGGCGGGUUGGAAGCGAUGCGCUGCCAGUGAGCGUGUGGUUGGUGGAAGAGGCACAGAAGGAUAUGCAGGCGGGUGCAGGACGCCAGCCUUAG